Camellia sinensis is the source of this 1369-nucleotide messenger RNA. The record is from RefSeq and is a predicted model, not a curated record. NCBI's taxonomy places the organism in Eukaryota, Viridiplantae, Streptophyta, Magnoliopsida, Ericales, Theaceae.
AAAGUUGAUCAAGUGCAGAUUGUGUGCAAGUCCACUCUCUUCUUUCUGUGUUAAGAGAGAGGGGGGGAGAGAGAGAGAGAGAGAGAGAGUGGGAGGAGAGAGAUGGGGAUGAAGGAAGCUCUGCCAUUUCUGGGUAUGGUGAGUAUACAGUUUAUACAGGUGGGUAUGAUAGUGGCAGUCAAAGAAGCCACUUCACAUGGCCUCACCAAGUUCACCUUUGUCUUCUACUCCAAUUCUCUUGCUGCCCUCAUUCUUCUCCCCACUUCCUUUCUUCUUCACAGAUCAACUCGUCCUCCAAUCACUUUCUCUCUCCUCUGCAAAUUUUUCGUGAUAAGCUUACUUGGUUGCACAUCACAGGUAGUUGGAAAUGUAGCAGUGCAGAUAACUCCAGCAUCAUUUUCCACAGCAAUUAUGAACCUGGUCCCGGGUUUUACAUUCACACUUGCUGUUAUUUUCAGGUUGGAACAAGCUGAUUUUAAAAGUUCAAGUACCCUAGCUAAAUCCAUCGGAACUAUAGUCUCGAUUGUAGGGGCUCUCAUUGUGACACUCUACAAGGGUCCCUCACUUCUAAUGACUGCGACGCAGUACAACUUGGUCCUUGGAGCUUUUCUCCUUACAAUCGAAUGUUUGUCUUCUUCGGCAUACAUUAUUACUCAGGCAUUUCUCCUCACGAAAUUUGGCACGGAGCUUAUUAUAGUAUUUUUCUACUGCUUUUUCGUCGCAAUUAUGACUGGAAUUUUAUCUUUGGUUAUGGAAAGAGACCCAGCCGCUUGGAGCUUACUACCUUCUGUGAAGUUGCUUUCCAUUCUUUUCUCAGGAAUUGUUGGUUCUGCAAUACAAGUAAGCAUUCUGGUGUGGUGUCUGCGCCAGAGGGGGCCUCUUUUUAUUGCAGUGUUUCACCCCUUGGGGAUUGUCAUUUCGACCGUGGUUGGUAUCAUCGUCUUUGGUGAUAUUUUGUAUUUGGGAAGUGUGGUGGGAUCAGUUAUUAUUGUUAUAGGAUUUUACUCUGUUAUGUGGGGAAAAUCCAAAGAACAAAAAGUGAUCAAGGAUGAUGAGGAAACCAGGUCAAAAUCACCCGGAGAAAAAGUGCCACUCUUGCAGAACAUCAAAGAGACCCAAGUUUAGAACGGUAAAUGAAAAAAAAAUUAAGUUCCAUUUUCUUUUCCUCUGUAUCUUGAAAGCUGCCUUGUAUUGAUGUCAAAUUUGAAGUUCGUUUUUUUGCUUAAAUUGGCCCAUCAAACAUUGUUCAGCAGCCUAUAUAUGUCAAGGCUAGCUCUGUUGUGUAUUGAAUGGCAUUCCGACAAAUAAACACUACAGAAGGUUGUAGCUUUUCAAUGAUAUUUUCCAGAAACCGAAAAGUGUUCUCAUA